Molecule: messenger RNA, 2706 nt
Organism: Blumeria graminis f. sp. triticale
Lineage: Eukaryota; Fungi; Ascomycota; Leotiomycetes; Helotiales; Erysiphaceae
Source: the annotation of a GenBank genome assembly
AUGACUGUCCAGGCCGCCACGAGGCCAAGUCCGCAUCCCUCUAUAUCGCGUUCUCACUCAAUACCACAUAGAAAUAUCAUCAGCAUCUCCCCCAAUUCUGCGCGAGUAACCGCGCCAGAAGGACGGACAGUUCCUCCCACGUAUCAUAUCUGUUCACCGACCCCACCAGAACCGCGAUCCCCGAGCCCAAAUUAUUUUGGCUUAAUUGUGGAGCCUCCGACCGAAUUUUGCGAAUCUGGUAUACGGUUUAGCGAGAAAUGGAGUCCUCAAAACUCAAUACAAUCGUUCGUGGCAGUCUCCCCAAAAUUCCAACCUAUUGAGUCGAAUCCCGAAUUUGAAGCGUUUCGAAAACAAAGCGAGGAAACUCAUGCCUUCAACUUAAGUCACGGGAACUUAUCAUUCUUCGCCACUUCGAUCUCACCUUCAAUCCAAACCCGCUCCAAAUUAGAAAAAAGACCUACCAAAUAUGAUAUCACCGAAAUGCCGUCACCCAAGUCACGUCCACGAAUGCGUGAGGGAGCUACUAUGUCGGAUCGACUGGAAAUGGAAACGAGGAAUGAAAGGCAUUCGUCCAGUAGCUUUCCAAUGUCGAAUGUCCCUGUGGAGAUUGCGAGAGACCUACAUAGCCCGGAUAUUAUCAAGGCCAAGAAUUCUUCGUACCUCAAAACAGCGAAUUCAUCAAAUCUCACAAAUAUGACAUCUUUAAAACACGAAAGAUACUUCGGUCUUACUCACUCCGGCGUAAAAUCUGUCACUCGACCCGAUGGAACGCAACAAUUCUCUAAGAUAAAACAUGAAGCAGCCUUGCGCUGUCAAGACGAGUUAUCCACCAUGAUUGACGUUUUGAACGCUAGCGAAAUAAUCGAAAGUCAUUCUGAAUCAAGCUUUUUACUAUUAGAUCUGCGUGUCUUUCCCCUAUUUUCUCAAUCACGAAUCAAAGGAGCAUUGAACUUGUGUAUACCAACUACGCUGCUCAAAAGACCUUCAUUUAACCUUCAGAAGCUUGAGGAUACUUUUACCAAUGAAGCAGAGAAAACUCGCUUUUCGAACUGGAAGCAGGCCAAAACAAUCAUCGCAUAUGACGUAAAUUCUCGAGAAAAAAAAGAUGCGAUAUCUGCCAUCAACACUUUCAAGAAAUUUGCUGCUGAGGGUUGGAAAGGCAAUCUCUACAUAAUAAAAGGCGGCUUCCAAGCAUUUUCCCAAACAUACCCAUCGCUAGUUGACCAUCGAUCAUGCAAAGAAAUACAAACAUCAAAAAUAAAUAUUUCUCUUGGAACUAAUCCUUCAAACAGUCUAUCAGUAUCUGGUGGAUGCAUUAUGCCUGCCCAAAAAAGUGCCAUGAUACCAUUUUUCAACAAUAUACGUCAAAAUCAGGACCUGAUUGAUGGAGUAGGUCAGAUUGAAGUCAAGAUGCCUGAAUACCUCACGCCAGAGAUGCUAAAGUCUCUCCCCGAAUGGCUUCUCGGUGCUGCUAAUGCAGAAGAUCAUGGAAAACAAGUAUCCGACAAGUACAUGCGACUAGAGCAGGAAGAGCUUGCCGUCAUGACGAAGGCUUUAUCCUCCGGAGUCUCUUACAACUCCCCCCAAAAUCAAUCUCAGUCUAUUAGGAUAGCUGGUAUCGAAAAGGGGGGCAAGAAUCGUUAUAAUAAUAUUUGGCCAUACGAACAUAGUCGGGUUAAACUGAUGAAAUCAUCACCUGACGCUUGUGACUACGUAAAUGCAAGUCAUAUCAAAGCAUCAAGGAGCAAUAAACGCUAUAUUGCAUCUCAAGGCCCCCUUCCAGCAACCUUCGAGGAUUUUUGGAGUGUUAUUUGGGAUCAGAAUGUUCGUGUGAUUGUUAUGCUGACAGCUGAAUUCGAGGGAGGUCAAUUAAAAUGUCACUCUUACUGGACCUCAAAUAAUUACGGCCAUCUAAAGUUAAAGCUUCUGUCAGAAAAAGACGUUCCCAUUGAAGCGACUCACAAUCAUGAUUCGCGUCGGCGCCGUGCCAACACAGUAAUUGAAAUGACCAGCCUGAGUCGAGGCGGUAGUCCUGCGAAUACCGAUAUUCCACACGUAAAUGUUCGCAAAUUCAGUCUUUCUAAUUCAUUAGAGCCGCUAUCCCCUGAGCGAGAGAUAACACAAAUACACUACAGUUUAUGGCCUGAUCUUGGCGCACCAGCUAGCCCAAGUCAGCUACUGAAAAUUGUAGAACUUAGCAAUGAUAUAAAACGAUCAGCAACUUAUACGCAUCAGAACACCAAAUUGGAUGAGGCGGAGGGCGAUCUGGAUAGUCCAAUGUUAGUCCACUGCUCGGCUGGGUGUGGCCGAACUGGUGCCUUCUGUACUAUUGAUACCGUAAUCGAUAUGCUCAAGCGCGAACGAAAGGAAUGCUUUGAGGAUGGAUCCUUAGGUGGAUCUUCCAUGAACAAUAGCCACCGACUUGAUGCCGACCAGAAAGACAAAUUUCCAACCCUCGGAGGUUCUUAUCAAUGGAAGGGAGACCUUGACUUAAUCGAAAAGACUGUAGAAGAUUUUCGUGGCCAGAGGCUAAGCAUGGUUCAGAGUCUUCGACAAUACGUGCUUUGUUACGAAGCAGUGCUCGAAUGGAUUGUGCAGCAGAGUUUCCCUGAUCAAAAAGUCAAGAUAAACGUACAGAAUCCUACUUAUGUUCUAAGAAAUACUAGCAGUGAGAGAGAUAGAGAUAGGUACAGCAGUAUUUGUUGA